This is a messenger RNA of Amphiprion ocellaris (clown anemonefish), 3430 nucleotides long. It is a transcript of the gene card14, whose product is annotated as caspase recruitment domain family, member 14. Lineage: Eukaryota; Metazoa; Chordata; Actinopteri; Pomacentridae. Gene Ontology annotation, biological process: regulation of apoptotic process. The coding region runs from base 176 to 3127 and encodes 983 amino acids. The transcript has 20 exons. The record is from RefSeq and is a predicted model, not a curated record. Gene Ontology annotation, molecular function: protein binding.
CUUUGACACAAACACCCACAGGGCGUGGAAAAAGUCUAGCCCUUUUUACUGCACUUUCUUUGCCUCUUCCCAUCAGUCUGCUGUUCUGUGUGCUGAGGUGUUGACUCCAUCUGCUUCAGCUGUGUCUCAGCAGCAGGCAAACAGCAACUUUUUUAACACACUCGGGACACAAGAGAUGGCGGGGGAGGUUGUUCCUGAGGGUCCAGACCUGAAGGAGAUGGGCGAGGAGGAACUGUGGGAGCUGAUUAACGACAAUCGCCACCGGAUCUCCUUGGGUGUGCGGCCAUGCAUCGUGAUCCCAUACCUGAGGCAGGCCAGGGUCCUCACCGAGAUGGACGAGGACGAGAUCCUGUCCUGCCACAACCUCACCAACCGAUGCAUGAGAACCAGCUACAUGCUAGAUCUGCUGAGGACCCAGGGGAGGAAUGGUGCUGUGGCAUUGCUGGAGAGCCUGAUGAUUCAUUACCCAACCCUCUACACCCAAGUCACUGGACGCAAACCCAGUACUGAGCCCUCCAGAUUCAGUGGCCUGAUAAAGUACUCAGAGCUGACUGAGUACCUGGUCCGAGCAGUGACGGGGAUGCAGAAGGAACUGCAGGAGGCCCGUUGUGAAGCCGGCAGGAUGAGUGCACGCUGUGCCUCCCUGGAGUUGGAAAUUGGACAGAUAAUGGAACAGGAGGAGAAGUCAAGGUGCCUCCAGUCCGAAAACGAGCGAAUGCAGAGAUACUUGUGUUCUCUGCAGCGUGACGUGACCAAGCUGAAGGAUGAGAAGUGUGAUUUGUACAUACGCUACACAGCAGCCAUCGAAGAGCAAUCAGCUGUGAACGAGCGGCUCCACAACCUGAACCUGCAGCAGGUAUAUCAGCUGCAGACUGAGCUGCAGAAUGUCCAAACUGAGACUGACGUCCAGAAGAAACUCUCGCUCAGGUGUGUUUCUACUCCAGAAACGCCACAACUGCAAGAAGAAGUCAGGAGCCUGCGCUGCCAGCUGGCCAAGGCAGAGAAACUGGACCCAGCUCGUCAGGACAUCCUGGCCCAGGACCUGGCUGAGGCCAUUGAUAGUCAGGUGGAGCUAGCAGGACAACUCAGGUGUUACAGAGAGGAGAAUGAGCAGCUGCUCAGAGACAAGCAAGGGCUCCUGGAUCAGAAGCAGUGUCUGAGCCUUCAGGUGGAGCAGCUGACACUGGACUGUAAAAUGCAUCAGCAAAAGAGCACUAUGAUCCAAAGCCAGAUGAGAGAGCUCCAGGCAGAGAGAGACCAGGCGUACUUGUCCAGAGAUGAGGCCCAGGCCAUGAUCGCCCGCAUUCUGGCUGAGAAGGACACCCUGAGGUGCCAGCUGGUGGAGCUGCAGGAAAGGGUCUUCAGCCUGCAGGCGACGCACAACUCCAGACAACAACGGCAGAGCUCUGAUGAGGUGGAGGUUGCCUGGGAGAGCAUGAAGUCCAGCUGUGAAGAAUUCAGAGCUCCAGCUAGACGCCGGCUCUGCCGCAGUAAUGCAGUUAAUCCCAUGUCAUUGAGUUCCAGCAAUUCAGAGUAUGAAGAUGCUGCAGCAAGUAGUGUCCGAUCCCGAAACGCUGAGCCACCCAGUCCAGAGUCUAUUCGUCGAAGGCAGAAAGCUCUAAAUGCAGAAAGCAGCUGCGAAACAGCAGAGUCUGAUUAUCUACUAGACGACUUUGUGUUCCUCCCCAGCGUUGGCAGUGAAGACAAACAGACUCCCAGGUUUUCCUCUUCUAGUGGCUCCAGCUCUUGCGGCCUGCCCAGAACCUUAGCCCCUCCCUUCCUGGUGCGAUCUCGUCCAAAAGCAAUCCGUGUCAACGGUCGAAUCCUGAGCAUCUCCUUCCAAGGCGAAGAACUACUCAGGCAGCUCACAGUGGUGGGUGGCAAUAAGACCGGAGUGUUUGUGCACCAGGUGACUGAGGGGAGCGCCGCCCAUACUGUGGGUAUCAGCAAUGGGGCACAGAUAGUGGAGGUGAAAUACGAGCAGAACCAUAAGGCUCUGAAGAUGGUGCUGGAGGAUUCCACGUUAGAGGAAGCUAUGUGGGCUCUCGGCCAGGUCACAGGCCUCUGUCACCUCUCCCUCCGGCCCAGACAAGAUGACUAUGAGGCGCUGCUGCAGCAGCUGCGGAGCUGUGAAACAUCUUCUGGAGACUCCUUCUACGUACGAGUCAACAUGUCCCUCCCUGCUGGUCCUGGAGGAACGCUGGCCGUGUCCUGCAACGACAUCCUGCACGUGACGAACACCCAACCUGCAGGCACGGAGGAUAUGUGGUACGCCAGCCAAGUUCACCCCUGUCAGCUGCUGGACCUCCAGAGUGGAACUGUACCCAAUUAUUACAGAGCACAGCGACUCCUGAUUCGAGCCAUUGAAGAUAUGAGCUUUCAAACAAAGAAAUCUCCAAAGAUUUGUCGUGUGGUGGCCCAGAAUAAACAGAAGGCAGUGAGGAUUGUGAGCACCGGGCGUCUGGGCAGGAACCCACUGUGGGUCAGUGUGGAGGGUGAAAAGACCAAGAGCGUGGAUUCAGGUGCCACAUCUGCACCCAAAGGUUGUGUAACCCUCAUGCCCUACACCCUGGUCACCCCCCACUAUCCACCCAUCUGCAGGCCUGUCUUGCUGCUGCCCACCGUCCUGGGGCGCAUCCUCGACAAGAAGCUGGCAGGCUGGCAGGGCUUUCAGCUCUGUGAACCAGAGGUGCUGAGCUCCAGUGAACACACCACCCGCCUGCAGAGGUCUGAGAUCCUGGAGGAGUGUGAACAGGGACGCUGCUGCUACACCCUGCAGAGUGUCGAGAAAGUCAUGAAGAAGGGAAUCCACUGUGUGCUGCCUUUAGGCCUCGACUGUGUGCGGCGGCUGCACCGCUCUGAGAUCUUCCCCAUAAUCAUUUAUGUUGGCCAGACUGCACGUAGUGCACGCAAACUGAGGUCAAAGCUGCAGCGUCACGGUCAGUCGGAGGAUCAGCUGCUGGCGUGUUCAAGGAGCGAAGAGCCGCUGCUGGACAAACUGCCAUGUUUAUAUCACACCGUGGCUCCAGACUCCUGGUGUGAUCAGACGUCCCUGCUGACCAGCCUUCGUACCAUCAUCUGGGAGGAGCAGAAGAAGAUCGUCUGGGUGGAGCCCGACCUGUGGUGAAGCAGAGCACGGAGCAGAACACAAUCCAACAAACAAUAGCAGGAAUUAUAAUUCCUCAGAGGGCUUUUUUGUAUAUUAGAAUAUAUUAACAGGAUAAAUGAGCUUUACAAGAAGUAGAUUUGUCAACAUGAGUAUGUAUCUAUGAUACUUUAUAGUGUGUAUGCAGACAUAUGAUUAUUUACUGUACCUAGAAACAUUUUCUACACUCUGUGUUGCCUCCCUGUUUGAGGUGUUUGUUUAAAAUAUUUGUAUAGUGUCCUCUGAAGACACCUACAUAUAUCAUUAAAACAUACUGUACUGGGU